AUGACCCAAAAACAAUGGGAAUUUUUUCGAAUUUUAGCAAUUUCUUCGUGUAUUGCUUCAUUAGCUAGUGUAAUAUUAUUAGCUGUUUGUAUUCCUUUAAUUUAUAUUCAAAUUGAGGAAGAAAAUGAAUUUAUUGGGUUAAAAGCAAAACAAUUUAGAGAAAAUUCAGAAAGAAUAUGGACUAAUACUAAUUAUCAAAAUUUGGAGAGAAAUAGUGGAGAAAAUGAGAGAAAGAAACGAGCAGUGUUAAAUGUUGGAGGAAUUUGUUCAGGUAAAAAUUAUAGGGAAAAUACAGAAAAAUACAAAUUUCCGGAAAGGAAAAAUACAAAAGGAAAAAUACAAAAUUCCGGAAAGGAAAAUACAGAAAAUACAAAUUUUCCGGAAAGAAAAAAUACAAAAAUACAAUUCCGGAAAAGAAGUAAUUAA
Molecule: messenger RNA, 426 nt
Organism: Meloidogyne enterolobii
Lineage: Eukaryota; Metazoa; Nematoda; Chromadorea; Rhabditida; Meloidogynidae
Source: the annotation of a GenBank genome assembly